AUGGUAAAUCCACUAAUUUUAAUAGUAUUACGGGCAAUAAUACCCCCAAUAGCGGUAAUUCGGAGGUUAACCCACGGAUUUUUAACGCUGAUAACGUUACCCCACCUAGUCUACCUAGUAAAAAUGGGCUAA
Molecule: messenger RNA, 132 nt
Organism: Pyricularia grisea
Lineage: Eukaryota; Fungi; Ascomycota; Sordariomycetes; Magnaporthales; Pyriculariaceae
Exons: 2
Coding region: 1-132 (43 amino acids)
Source: RefSeq, a predicted model, not a curated record